This is a messenger RNA of Ilex paraguariensis (yerba mate), 1341 nucleotides long. Lineage: Eukaryota; Viridiplantae; Streptophyta; Magnoliopsida; Aquifoliales; Aquifoliaceae. The record is from the annotation of a GenBank genome assembly.
AUGGAAGGUGUUGGGGGAGGUGGUUUUCGGUAUGGAAAUUUACAAAAUAACCCUCAUGCCUUUCGACCUCGUCUUUCAUUAACAGCCAUAGACAGGUUUCUUUGGGAUAAAAACCAUUUGUGUCACCAAAAAUCUCUGAACAAUGUUAACGACAAAGAGCCAGUAGUUUCUCCAAAUGGGGUUUUUAGCUUUUCAAGUGAGGUUUCGUGGCCAACUCUUCGAGAGACAAGCUUUGUUGAUGGGCUCUUCGCAGUUGGAGAGACAAUAAACUGGACCCAAGAGAGAAAUCCCAGCGUGGAUUUCAAAGAAGAGACGAAAUCAACUCACAGAAAGAUAUCAAUGAAAGGUGGUUCUUCCACAACUUUGAUCAAAGGGCAAUGGACAGAUGAAGAAGACAGAAAACUGGUCAGGUUGAUAAAGCAACAUGGAGUAAGAAAAUGGGCUCAGAUCGCUGAGAAAAUGGUCGGUAGAGCAGGAAAACAAUGUCGUGAACGAUGGCACAAUCAUUUACGCCCUGACAUCAAGAAAGACAAUUGGAGUGAAGAAGAAGAGAGGCUGCUAAUUGAAGCUCAUGAGAAAGUUGGUAACAGAUGGGCAGAAAUCGCUAAGCGAAUACCUGGAAGGACCGAGAAUUCAAUAAAGAACCAUUGGAAUGCCACAAAAAGAAGGCAGAAUUCAAGGAGAAAGAGCAAGAAACAACAAGGCCAAAAUGCAAACCCACAACCAACUAUAUUACAAGAAUACAUCAGAAACAAGGGCUUGAAUAUCACUUCCUCCGGCACCACCACCACCACCACCACAACCCCCGCCAGCUCCACCAUCUCAGAAGACCCAACAAUCAAAUUCGGCGUGUUUUUUUCAGAACUGUCCCAAUCGGCGGAUGACUCCACAUCUUUAAUAAUUCACACACACGAUGAUGAACUGAAUUUCUUGCUGAACCUUUUUGGAAACAAGUCGAACGAUUCAUUGAUUGACGAUGGCAAAAUCAAGGGUUCUAUUGGGGCAAAACCAUCUCAAAACGAGUAUACCAAAGAGUCCACUGGUUUCAAUCCCCUUAGGAUCAAUCAUAUCAAUGGUAAUCAGCAGCUCCAUGGAAAUAAGGAUCCCAAAAUGCACAAUCUCAACUUACAGCAGAAAGAAGAGAGUCCAAGGACCCAACUGUAUUCUGAUCAUUUCCUUUCUCAUCUGUUGGAUGGAGCCACUUCUUUACCUUCUAAUGAUGCAAGUUAUGGCAACAUGAAGAUGGAAUUGGUUGCGAAUGAGGGUUCCUCUUGUGGAAAGCGAGAGAUUGAUUUGAUAGAAAUGGUUUCAUCUUCUCAAUUCUCCCAAGGGAUGUAUUAA